CAAGUCAAAAGAGCCUACCUCUGAUUCUCUGUGAUAUUCUGAUCCCUAGAUUUGACUCGAGUCCCUCGUUGAAUGUAAGUGUAUUGUAUUUUUUCCCAGCCAUUUCAUCAUGCAUCAGGUGAAAAUCUUAAGUCUGAUCUCUUAAUGCUAAAGUAUACUUCGGUUCUCCUCAUUGAUGCAAAUUUCAUCAUCAGCACAGUCUGCACCUGUCAUUGACCUUAAUAAAAGAGUAUCACAAGGCAGUCAUAGUGUGCAUGCGUCGAACACAUGAAAAGAGUAUACUCAAAGGCAGCGUGGUCUAUGGGACAUGAUCCGGAAUGCAGAAAAACGAAGUAUACCCUAACCGCAUGAUUCGUGUCUACAGCACAAAUGGUAGCCUACUUGUUAAGUAACAAAGUUUAAUACAGAGGGUUGGGGGUUUGUUCAAACAUGCACAUUCAGGCAUACGUGUGCUGGUUUCUGUCAGCUCGUCUCCUAAACAAAUGCAGUUGUGAUUUGUGAUGGUGUAGUAACAGGAGACUUGUAGCUGCUCUUACCUCCCGGCUGCACAUGUGUGUAGCUCAGCUCUUUCUCAGAGACUAGCUUCCCUUUGAAUCGCACAUCCACUUCCUCCUCCAGUCGCUGGUGUUUCAGCCUGUGCCGGCUGAACAGCUCACGCAGCAUCUUCUCUCUCAAGUUUGUGUCCUCUGCAGGUAGAAGCUACCGUCUGUUUGAAGCUGGUCAGAAGUUCACGAUCUUCUCAGCAUUCUCCCUGCGGAUUCAACUCCAUUCAGUAAAACAUGCAGCGAAUGGCCCUGCACUCUGAUUCCACAAACACAAGCAAGGGUGCAGGGUUCAGAUCUGUUUUGUUUUGCUAAGUUCAACCUCAAAAGCUCUAGCGGUGUGCUCUCAUCCUUCUCUCUCUAUCUCUGUCCUUCUUGCUUGUUCUCCUCCCCUUGCGCUCUCUCUCUUUUUCUGAGUGGUAUGUUCUUCUGUUCCCAGGCAGUAUUUUGUUUGGGUUUUUUCCCAGGCGCUGUACCACGCUAUGCUCCUUGUGCUGAAAAUGAACUGUGUAUGGGGGACCAGCCCCUGAUAUCUAUCUCUCUCUCUCUCUCUCUCUCUCUCUCUCUCGCUGCUCUGUUAUGGGUUCUGUUAUCUCACAGCUACUUGUGGAGGUGAAUGGAACUGGUCUUGAUUCAGCUGUCAGCACCAGAGCAGUUUGGUCCUCAAACCUCUUUAUCAUGAUGGCUAAACGUUUUGAACCAAUCACUGAAAUCUCUAGCUUUUUCCUCUGUGAUUGUUCCUUAAUGAACAAUGGCUGCUGAUCCUAUAAGCAUCUGAUGAUUUCUGGGUGCUUGGAGACUUCUGAGUUCAUAGAUUCUGGACUGGCACAGCACUUGGCUUUGUUUCUGCAUGGGGAUUUGGGAGUUUGGACUCUCUGGGAAAGGAAUGUCAAUUUUAGUGGAGUGGGUGUAUGUACAGUGGCAUUGUGUGUGCAUGUGUACACUAAGGGAGGGCUUCAGUUUCAUUGGUCAUUUUACUGCUGAUAAUGUUCCAUCUAAGUCUGAUAAUUUGCUACAUGUUGAUUUUAUUUUUUUAUGUGGGUAAUGUCUUAAAGGGAUAGUUCACCCAAAAAUGCCAUCCCAGAUGUGUAUGACUUUCGUUUUUCUACAGAACACACAAAGAAGAAUAUCUCAGCUCUGUAGUUCCAUACAAUUGUCCAUCUAUGGCAUCUGGUUCUAUGACAAGGAAGACUGUCAGCGUAUCGCAGAACUCGUGAAGAAUUUGGCUGGGCAGGAACAUCAGCUACAGCUACAGGUGCAGAUAGAGAGCAGCAGCGUCUCUCCACGAGCAGCAGAGCAGGGAGUGGAUAUUCUGCAAAUGCUUACUAAAGCACAACAAGACUUUGACAAGGGCAAACUCCGCUAUGAGCCAAAAGAGAUUGGAAGUGAUGGAGUCAUCUAUGGAAACCCCCAUCUAAUCAAACCCAUUCCCCUAAAGCUAGCACAGGACACACACAUUCAGGAACAAACACAGCAGGAUGGACAGUUUGAGUCAAAGCAUCUCUCAGUCAUCACUUUGUUUGGUGCUCAGUCAAAGCCGGACACACUCUCCCAACAGCCCAGCUUAAGUGUUAGCAGAGUGGGUCCAGCACGGCAUGCAGUUGCACACUCUUUGUCUUAUGAUGACCCGGCACCAGCAGGGGGCACUCUAGCAUCCAGCACCCCCAUGCUGCACUGUCCAGCUAUCCACAAACUCAUGUCUGGGUCACUGCUGCAGCCUGUUUCUGAAUCCCCAGAGAGUCAUCUGUGUGAAAACGGGGUAGUCCAGAACAAGCUUGACCCAAUACAGAGACUACUAAUGAACCAUUCCCUCAUGGCAGUGGCCCCGGUGCUGCCUGCCCGACAGUUAAGCCAAGGAGAAAGCAUGGUGGCGACUCAAAUCCACCCCAAGGCUAAAGCCACAGGGCCAGCCUUGCCUCAUCACCUGUUCUAUGUACCAGCAAAAGCACCCCCUACUGGUGUGGAAAGGAAAGUGGUGUCACCUCAUGAGCUCUUGCAGAGGCUCACAUUGGUGCAACAGGAACAGGAGCUACAUCCCCAUCAGGAGCUCCUACAGCCCAACCUGGACACCAGCAACUCGAGGACCAGCAAGAAUUAUCCGACACAGUGUAUCCCAGCAACUGUAGCACCCACACUCUUGCUAUCACCCAGUGUGUUCGCUCAAUCUGAAGCCACCAAAGCUGCAGCAGAACCCAAACCAGCUGAAACCAGACCACUUGGCAAGAGUCAGCUACAGGCCACACUGCUCCAUCUCAUCAGGAAUGAUGCCUCGUUCCUAAACACCAUCUAUGAAGCAUAUGUCUCCCGUCUUUCAACAGACUCCAGCUCAAAACCUUUCUGAAUCAGGAACUCCCUGAUUCACACACGCACAGCUUGCACGCCUUAAACACUUCCCAUCUCAGGACUACCCCUGCUGUUGUAAGCAUAUCGCUUGUAGCAUCUAUUAAGCCGAGUACCUCAGAAGCACAUUAACAACAGGAAUACCAAUAUGGUUCCAAAUCAAUGCAAUCUUCAGCACACUCUAAACCGAUUGAUCCGAAUGUCAAAUCAGCCUUGUAUAUUAGAUGGUUUUCACUUUUGUGAAUCUUAAGUAUUUUAAAAUGUCAUGGGAAGCAGAAUUUCAUAAUGGAUUUUACAAAAAGCUUUCAGAUAACAGUGCAGGAAAUGUGCUUUUUGUUGAAAUUUUAGUGUAGGGUUGAAUAUUGGAAAGACAUUCUCCUUUUUAUGAAGGCAUCAUUUUUACCCUAGCCAAUCUAAACAGACCCAAGUAGGAAAGGGGAUCAAAAAGUUUUACACUGCACCAUAGGUUCUUAAAUAAAAAUGACAAUUUGGAUGAUAGAAAUCACGAUAGGCUCAUAACUGCUCAACAUAACUGUCUUGGUUUCUACCAUCUUAAAGGGAUGGUUAACUCCCAAAUGAACAUUUUGCCAUAAUUUACUCAUCCUGAUGUUGUUUCAAACCUGUAUGACAUCAAUGGAACACAUAAGGAGAAUGACCCCAUUUGCUUUAAUUGCAUCUUUCUUCCAUACAAUGAAAGUGAAUGGUGUUUGAGGCUAACAUUUUGCCUAACUACUCCUUUUGUGUUUCACUCAAGAAAAUGUCUUGCAGGUUUAAAACAACAUGAGGAUUAGUAAAUAAUGGCAGAAUUUAGUUAAACUAUCACUUUAAAGAAAUAUUCUGGGUUCAAUACAAAUUAAGCUCAAAUAACAGCAUUUGUGGCAUAAUGUCGAUUACCAUAAAAAAUUAUUUUGACUUGUGGGUUCCAGUGAGUCACUUACAAUGGAAGUAAAUGGGGCCAGAUCAUAAACGUUUAUAUGUUUCAAAAGUAUAGCCGCAAGACGUAAACCAUAUGUGUGUUAACAUGAUUUUAGUGUGAUUAAAUCCUUUCUACCCUUUUAUGUGUAAAGUUGUCCAAUUUUACAACGUUGUUGCCAUGAUGACGUAAAGCUGUAUCAUAAAACCUUAAACUACGAUUUCAGUGAUUUUAGAAAAUGAUAAGAUUUGCAUAUCUGUCUUUUAAAUCAUUAAAAAAUUGGCUCCAAUUACUUUCAUUGGAAGUGUUUGUUUUUAAGAAAAGGAGAGAUGGGCCCUGGGUUGCUCAGCGAGUAAAGACGCUGACUACAACCCCUGGAGUCACUAGUUUGAAUCCAGGGCGUGCUGAGUGACUCCAGUCAGGUCUCCUAAGCAACCAAAUUGGCCCAGUUGCUAGGGAGGGUAGAGUCACAUGGGGUAACCUCCUCGUGGUCUCUAUAAUGUGGUUCGUUCUCGUGGGGCACGUGGAGAAUAGCGUGAAGCCUCCACAUGCGCUACGUCUCCGCGGUAAUGUGCUCAACAAGCCAGGUGAUGAGAUGUGCGAACUGACGGUCUCCGACACGGAGGCAACUGUCCUCUGCCACCCGGAUUGAGGUGAGUCACUACGCCACAACCAGGACUUGGAGUGCACUGGGAAUUGGGCGUUCCAAAUUGGGGAGAAAAUCCAAAAAAGAAAAGGAGCGAUGAGUCAAAACUACUUUUUGUGGUUAUUAACCUUAUGACACAAAUGCUUUUAUUUGAGCUUAACUUGAACCUGGAAUAUUCCUUUGAAAUCAGCGCUGACGCAAACAGAAACCGCCCUCAUCUUUGCACAAACCUGUAGGAAUACUUUAUUCUUUUUAUCAUAAUGUUGUAAAGGAAAAUAAAUAUGUAUUUUGUUUAAAGGAUAUACAAAAAUGUUUACAUGUGUGUGUGUGUGUGUGUGUGUGUGUGUAUAUAUAUAUAGUAUAUUCUAUUUUUCUAUGAUGUCUCUUUUGUUCUCAUAUUAACAUGCUGGCAUUUUUUUAGGUGACCCCCUUUUUUUUUUUUUUUUCUCAUGUCCUCAGUGUUUCACAUCAGUGGGUUACAUUUAAAAUAUGCUGUCAAAUUUAUUUUCUUACAUUUAUUUUUCUUAAUAAAAUAUAU
Molecule: messenger RNA, 4979 nt
Organism: Xyrauchen texanus (razorback sucker)
Lineage: Eukaryota; Metazoa; Chordata; Actinopteri; Cypriniformes; Catostomidae
Product: mRNA-decapping enzyme 1B-like
Exons: 7
Coding region: 1615-2883 (422 amino acids)
Biological process (GO): positive regulation of catalytic activity; deadenylation-dependent decapping of nuclear-transcribed mRNA; deadenylation-independent decapping of nuclear-transcribed mRNA
Cellular component (GO): P-body
Molecular function (GO): enzyme activator activity; mRNA binding
Source: RefSeq, a predicted model, not a curated record